CCGUUGAUGCCACCUCCGGCUUGGCGGCAGUUCUCGGGAUUAAGCGCAGUGGCCCAUGCGCUGCCCCUCAACCCGCCUUGCGUGCCACACAUCGGGCCGCCCCUCCACUGGCCUAAAUCUCCCGCUCGUCUGCCGGAAGCGCUGGAGAGGUAAACUGACAUCCAACCCUCCUGCCGAUCCACCGCCCGAAACCACAGCAUGGCCGCUUCCCACCUGAGCGAGAAUCGCCAUAUGCGUGGAGGAAGCCUCAGCAUCCCGCCGCAGAGCGGCCGUUCCGGCAUGAUGGGCCCGACGCCCGCCGCCCGCUUUGACGGCCCACGGAGCCCGCCGAACACCUCGCAUGUGCCAUGCAAAUUCUUCCGACAAGGCGCUUGCCAGGCCGGCAAUGCCUGCCCGUUCAGCCACGACCUCACGACUGCAUCGGAAACGGUGUGCAAAUAUUUCGCUAAAGGAAACUGCAAAUUUGGCCCGAAAUGCGCAAACAUCCACGUGCUGCCCGACGGCCGCCGCAUCAACUACGGGAAGAACGGCGUGACGAUUGGCGCUCCGCCCGGAGUCGCCCUCGGCGUGCGCGUGAAUCCGACGACAUACCACCAGCCGUCCAACAGCGCGCUGACGAACUCGUUUCUGCGCGCCGAUCCCGUGCCGACAUACCCAGCUUCAACCGCCUACGGCCUGCAAGACGAGUCAUAUGGCCACCAGCUCGGCCGGCAACCGAGCAUGGAGAACGGCCUGCCCAUAAUCGACACCACGUACAGCUCCAACCCCGCUUCUGCCUAUGGUUCCCCGCGCGACGAGGACACGAACCGCUUGGGGCUCGGCCUCUCGCCGGUGAACACCACCGGCCUCCCGGCCUCGUUUGACAGCAACGGCAUAUCGCUAGCCGCGCGGUACGGCCCUUUCCCGGCCUCGGUGCCGUCCAAGUUCGGCUUCGAAUCGCCCUCGCCUUCGCUCCACGCGGCGCGUGACGGCCGCACAUCCGAGACUCUCAAGCUCCUGCAUAACUCAGCCUUCGGCAGCAGCGAGAACCUACCCCCCGCCGCCAUGGGCGCUAGCGAGUCAAACGGCUUUGGGAGCAGCCCGCCGGUCGGGUCCACCGCGAUGGGAUCGGUCUUCGGCAAUGACGAGUACUUCGGAAAGCGGCUCAUGCACAGCAGCUCGCUACGGUAUGCCAAGCCGCGGCUGAUGAGCAGCAGCGUACCCAAGAUCGACCGCGACUGGGAGGCCGAGUUCAUGUUCGAGGAGGACUACGUGCCGGGCACGCUGGCCAACGAGGUGCUGACCCCGGCCGAGAAGAUGAGGCGGGGAUCCUCAACCAACACCGUGCGGAUGGCGGCCGACGGCGGCGCCGAACCGUCCGGGAUCGAGUCUGUGCCGGUUGGCGCCACAAAGUUUGGCAGUCCUGUGAUGGCGGCGAGUCCCAGCCGCUGGGGCCCGCUUUUCCAGCGCCACAAGGAGGACGAUCUCGAUGGUGCCGGCUCGGGCCGGUCGCUAAAGCACGUCUCGGCAUUUGGCCAUGUGGGAAGUCCGUUGAGGAACUCGAGCCUGGCUUCCGCGAUCUCGGCCGAGCUAUACGCCGAUGAGUCCAGCAACGGCAAUGGAGAGAAGAAGGACUCCGGGAACGAGUCCGUCUCCGCCCUGACCCGGCAACUUCGAGAGACCCGGCUAUCCGAAGGCGGCUCCGGGAGCGCCAGCCCACAUUUUCACCCCGCCGUGUCGCGGAACAAUAAGACGGGCAACGCGGGGCCGGGUAUCAUCGGGAGAGAGCGGGAAAAGGAUCGGGCGCUUGAACGGCACAUCAGCGCUGGAUCCAUCACCUCCGGUGUGACAAGGUUUACCGCCCCGAUCGACGAGGAGGACUCGCCAUUUGUCUUCCGGAUGGAGGAGGAGGACGAUGCGCAGUCGCGCGCAAAGAAGCGUGGGUCCGGCGGCGCCGCCAGUCCGCUGAGCACGGGGUGGAGCUACGCCAAUGUCGCGGCCAACACCAAGCGCAGCUCGAAUGCCACUGCGAACACUCCCCAACCCGGGACCGGGAACGGCACCGUCGAGACGGUAGGGGGCAGAUGAAAUCUCGUU
Molecule: messenger RNA, 2076 nt
Organism: Chaetomium strumarium
Lineage: Eukaryota; Fungi; Ascomycota; Sordariomycetes; Sordariales; Chaetomiaceae
Exons: 3
Coding region: 199-2067 (622 amino acids)
Biological process (GO): protein polyubiquitination
Molecular function (GO): metal ion binding; ubiquitin protein ligase activity
Source: RefSeq, a predicted model, not a curated record